Molecule: messenger RNA, 1815 nt
Organism: Cercospora beticola
Lineage: Eukaryota; Fungi; Ascomycota; Dothideomycetes; Mycosphaerellales; Mycosphaerellaceae
Source: RefSeq, a predicted model, not a curated record
CGCGAAGAUGGCUGAAGAUGUAUAUAGGAGCUCUGUAGAUCGCGACCCAUCGCCUUUCAUCAUCAACAAGUCCUCCACCACAAUCCGCCUUCCACCGUUCCACCAUCUCAUUGCUUUGCCUAUCAAUGCAAGCCACUGGCGCCGCCAUCCACUGAUCUCGAAGCUUAACAGACGGCGCAGAAGACCUCCUCUUCCCCUCACCGCGCUGCUCGCACGAACGUCCUCUCGCCCGCCAUGAACCGCUCACGGCCGGGGAGCGCAAGCAAUUCGAGGCCAUCAUCGUCGCGACAGUCCGAGGUCAACUCCAUCAUGGCGACAGCCGCUCCUAAACCGCCGAUCCCGCGAAAGAGCGCGUUGCGACAGAGUGCUUCUGAGCAGUCCUUGCACGCCCUACCCUACCCGCUUUCGCCCGUGACGAACGUUCAUGCGCAUAAAGACAGCUACGAAACUGGGCGGACGGCUCCUCCAGCAUACGAAUGGGUUCCAGAGCCUGUGGCCGGCGACAGCGACGACAACAGGCCAGUGGAAGGCGAGAAGCUCGCAGCUCUGCGACGGUCAGGCGGCUACCAGAGAAAGAAUCCUUUCAGUUGGCGAAGGCGGACAUGGCUCAUUAUUGCUGGCGUGGCAUUGCUCGCAAUCGCCUUGAUAGUGGGUCUUGCAGUUGGCCUGACAGUUGGACGGAGUGGUUCAAAUUCAAACAACGGAGCCGCACAAAACACGUCAGAUCCAACCAGUUCGGGCGGUGCGGACCAACAGCCGUUCCCCAUCGGCCAGUACAGCAUGAUCACCAGGCUUCAGACCUUAAACAGCAGCUGCACUUCGGUCGCAGAGACCUGGAAUUGUUUCCCGUACCAGGUCUACGAUCCAGCAAACGCAGCUACGUCAGAUGGCAGCAGGUCGAUAUACAACUGGGUCAUCUCGAAUACCUCCUCCACGUAUGCCACAAUUGGCUCAGGCUCAACUUCAGACGACGGCGAACCUGCCAAUCUCACUAUCAGCUCAACGAGCAAUCCUUUCAGCUUGAUGUUCGAGGACACACCACUUACUUACAUUUCGCCUAAAUCAAAUUCAAGCUCCGCUCGAUAUACCUUCCGUAUUGACAUGGACAAGGCAUUCAAUCCUCCAGUAUCGCUGGCCGCUAACAAUGUCGCGACCCAAUGCUACUUCAACCAAACGAGCCUCACCGGCACUCUCUAUCUUUCAGCACCUCGAACAUACCCAGAAUCGAAUAAUUCGGACGGCGGUUUGCAAUGGCCCUACGCAAUAGACAUCCGGCAGAGCAGUCCAGGCGGAACCGACGUUCCGGCUUGCUACGAAUUCGUCCAGGGCCAACAGGGGGCUCGCAUAACUUCUGGACUGACACCACAGUCUGUGGACACAGAAUGUUCCUGCGACUAUCGCAACUAUUGACCGAUCUCUUUCGUGCUUUUUGUUUUUAUUUGAUUUGAUUUGAGACGACCUGAUGCUGAUAAGAUACCCUGCUACUAUUUGGCGAUGAUUGCCGGCGCAUUGAACGUUAAUGUAUAUAGAAAUGUGAGCUUCGCGUGGAAGAUGCCGCGCGAGGAAACGUACAGAGCAAGUACAAGACUCUGGUCGUUUAGACGCUGUCGACUCUGAAACGGAACCUUCAGUCACCAUGCUGACUUUCACGACUCGGAUGUGUCCGGACCGAUCAUCCUCGAGUUCUACCCACACAACCCAACAAAUGCAGGUCGAAGUGCUUUGCGGACACAGAUUCAACGCAAGCACGAUGCCUUUCCGAUCUAGACGGCCUUCGCUGCAAUGCAUGCGCUGGCAGUGCUGUACAGUACGCGC